AUGGGGACAUCCCUCGAUGGCCUCACCACACCUUCCAGCCUGAGCCAGCGCAGGCAAGCCGCCUUUAGUCUCGAGCUCCCACCUCCCAAUACUCUACAGUUCAACCCGGUGGUAUCAAGUCAGAAAUUCCCUUCCCUUUCGGGGAUCAAUACAUCUCAAGCCGGCCCACCCCCCAUCAACGUGGGCCAGCUUCUGACUCCUCCGUCCAAUUCAGCCUCCGACAACAGCGCUGCCUCCUCUGCUAUUCCCACCGGAACCACUCCAAACAGCGCCGCAGCUCCAGUGCUGCCUUACACGCCCACGUUAUUUGGAACAGGGAACACGCCAACUGGCUACCACACGGGCUUUACACCCCCUUCCUGGCAGAAUGGAUCUCUCGUCUCCGCCCGAUCUAUGUUUUCGCCAAUGCCGGGUGCUUCAUUGAGGAAUAGCACCAAUUCGCCCACAGCUGGGGAAGCUUCGGCUUUGCCACCUCCGCCAUAUGAUCUUCACUCAGUUCAACCGUACGGGGCCUCUCUGCAGCUCUCUUCUCCUACAAGUGCUACCCACCCAACAGCCCAGCAAAGCAUCAUAACACCAUUGCCGACCGGUGUGAGACCUCCCAGCCAGCAGUCACCUGUGACUCCGGGCGAUGGAGUCAGCAGAGCUGCUUCGAAUCCCGCCUUGUAUACAGCCAUGACAACUGCGGCCCAGCAACAUCCAGGUUAUCAUUACCCAUCCGCGGCUCCAGUAUCACAAAGCCCUCAUCCGCAUUCCCUUUCCGCUCCUCGAGUCUCGCCACCGCUCCAUCAAGGACCUCAACCUCACGUUCCUUUUAUGCGCCCUCCCCUACCGUCGUAUUCGUUGCCCGCUAUGCCUGGUCCGAUCAUGUCCAACGUCCAUAGUCCAAGUGCGCAAAUGGCCAUGGUAGGCAAUAUGCAACCCAAUAUGUUGCCUAUGGCUUUUAACAGCGGGUACGCGGCAAACCCGCAAACCAUGUAUGGCCACCAACGGAGCAAUACUCCUCAACAACAACCAGCACAUGAUCGCCCGUUCAAGUGCGAUCAGUGCCCUCAAAGUUUCAACCGCAACCAUGAUUUGAAAAGACACAAGAGGAUCCACCUUGCCGUCAAGCCUUUUCCCUGCAGUCAUUGUGACAAGAGCUUCUCUCGCAAGGACGCACUCAAACGACAUAUCCUUGUCAAAGGAUGCGGCAAUGGAAAGCCGCCCGAGACGGCGACCAGAGACGACGGCAUCAAGUCUGAAUCUGGGAGUGACGGCAUCAACGAAAGCCCAGCAGCUGCGACCGCGGCUUAA
This is a messenger RNA of Cladophialophora psammophila CBS 110553, 1296 nucleotides long. RefSeq lists its product as uncharacterized. The transcript is spliced from 2 exons. Lineage: Eukaryota; Fungi; Ascomycota; Eurotiomycetes; Chaetothyriales; Herpotrichiellaceae. The record is from RefSeq and is a predicted model, not a curated record. The coding region runs from base 1 to 1296 and encodes 431 amino acids.